UUCCAAAUUCCCUAGCAACCCACCCAAUUGAUUUCUAGCAAACUUCGUAGCGCUUCGCACUUGUUACCUAUGGGAUUGAUUAUAUUGAUGGGUGUUUGACUCAGAGAGUGCUUGUUUUGUUUUGAACAUUGCAGUGAAUCUGAAAUGAAUGUAGCAACCGAUGUAAACUCUAAAACAUUACUUCCUGUCCUGAUUCCCGUCUCUGAAUGAAGAAAUUUUAUGUGAUAAUAGAAAAUAUGUGUUUUUAAUUAAAAAAUUUCUGUGUCAAAGUUCUUUUUUAAAAUUACCAGAAAGCAAUCAUGUCAUUGAACGAAAAGAAAUGUCCAAAACAGCUGCCUGACAUCUAUUUGACUGAAAGCAUUUGCAGAAGCAAAUCCUUUGGUGGUUUGUCUCACAGAAGAACUAAUUCCGCUGAUGCCACAUUUGCCUCUGCAAAAGAAGAUGUGUCUUACGAUGGGAGCUUAAGUAAAUCAUUCUAUAGUGGAUUUGAUCCAAAUUCUGCAUUAAAUUCUCCAAAAAGUUCUUCGUGGUCAUCAUGGAUCCAAACAAUUAAAAAGUCAAGUAGAUUAAACAAAUCUCCCCAACCAGAAAGAACUCAAUUGAUUUUUGAUACUAUUUGCAAAGGCUUACAUGAGAGUAUAAAGUUGGUACAAAGUGAGAUAUCAGAUUCACGUAUCGCUUUUGACAAUAUAUCAGUAUCUUCUGUUACGUCCCAAGGCAGACUAUAUGAAUUUGAGAAGCAAAUGAAAGCUAAUGAACGCUAUUUGAAAAAGUUGGAAUUUCAUUUAUCUAAGUUAGAUGAAUUAAAAGAACAAUAUGAUGUUCAACAGCGUAUUCGUGACGGUAUACGGACUAUGGGUUAUGCUUACAUUUUAUCUCCUGGUAAGCAAAAAGAAGCAGCCUUACAAAAAGUUAGAUCAGAAUUCAAAGAUUCCACUGAAAUUAUGUGUACUUAUGAAAAAAAGCUGGAAACUUUGAUGGGAACUCUCUUAUUUGAAAUGAUAGGCAUACAAGGUUUCGCUAGAAUAUGUGCUGGAGACGUUUUUGAAGUAACCAUAAAACACGGGGAUCAAAGGUGGAAAAGCCGAGGAAGAGUUGUAAAAAAUGGUGAGCAGAUCUGGGAGAAUAAAACAAUUUCAUUCAAAUCUUUUUUCCGUGAGCCUUUAAGUAUAAAAGCUGUUGAAGUUCGAGGAUUAGGAAAAAAUAUAUUGCUUGGAAAUAAAGUUUGUGAGACCAGAGAUUUGUUUUGUGCCCAUCCUCAACAGAUGACGAUAAACCUCAAUCCAUCUGGUUCUCUUAAAUUGAAUUUAAUAAUUACAUGGCAUCCUUUGAAUGCAGCUCAAGAUGGUAUGCCUUUUCAAAUGUCUCAUUCUAUUGGAAGGAAUAGCCACAGUCUUUCAAUGAUGCAUGAAUCUGAUCAAUUUUCUGAUUUUUCCUCUUCUGUAAAACAAAACUUGUUGCAAAACUCUUCUUUCUGUGAUAAUUCUGGUCUUAAUCAACCAGCACAAACUAAUGAGGAAAUUCCUAAAGCUAAUGAUACAAAAGUUAAGCAUUCUCUCAGUUGUGAUUCAGUGAAUUGUAGUUCCAAUUGUUUACUUCAAAAUGGAACUGAGUUAAAGAAGAAUUCAAAUCUUAAUGAUUCCCAGACAUGGUCUAUUCCAUUGAGUGAGGAUAUAUCAGAUUCUCAUAGUGUCUCACAAUCUGAAGUAACUUUGCCUGAAGUAUUUAAGUAUUUAACUUUGUUGUUAAAUGAAUUUACUGAAACUUAUGAUGAAAUAGUAGAAUUAGCUGCCUUCUUAGAAGAACUCAAUCUUCUUUUAAGAGGUAAAGAAUGCAAUACAUCUGGUUCAAAUGUCAGUAUUUCUGUUGAGAGUGCUCUGGGCUGCUUUGAUUUUUUAAAUACUGCCAUUGAAAAUGAAGAGCAAGAUACAUCAAAUGAUAGAAUGUCAGAAGAUGGUAAAAAUACAACAGACCAAAGUAACGAAGCAGUGGAACUUGAAAAACAGUUUCAACAUUUAGAUAUUUGUCCCCUUGCAUUAACUUCAGGCAAUGAAGAAAUUGAUAUUGUACUUACAGAGCAUUUAAGUUAUAUCACUAUACUUGUUUCUUCUGUUCAUUUUAAUCUUGAACCAUUCAAGUGUCUUCAAAAGUCUACCUUAGAGAAAAUUAGACGCCAAAUAGUUUGCCUUUAUGCUUUGACAGAUAACAUUAAAAAUGAAGCAUUUACUACUAGUGAUUUGUUUUGUAAGAAUCAAAGGAGCAUUUACCAACUGUGGACCAGUAUCUGUGGCAAUAAGAUGUAUUGCACAUCUGAUCAUUUUAGCCUUGAAAUGGAAAGUGUACUUAGAGCCAAAGCUGUCUUAGAUAAUUAUAUGGCAUCAACUGUGGCUCCAAGGUUAGUUUGUGAUAUUGUAGACUGUAAUGAGUUUGAUCCUGCAUUACGUGUGACUGUACUUCAUCUAAAGAACUUCUUUUGGGGUCACUUUACACCUGAUGAUCUUUUGGUGGAAUACGUAGCUGAUAGUCUUGCCACUGAAGAUUUGAAAUGUCAAGAUGUACAAAAAGCUUUUUGUGCUGUUUCAGUACUGUCUAAAAUCAUUCCUUCAACUCAUGCUCUAUUUCAAAUAGGUUGUUUUCUUAUAAACUCUAGUGUAGAUCUUAGAAAUAUUGCUGCUUCCUACUUAAGAGCGGUAUCUACCAAUGAAGAGUGGAAGGAAAAAGUUAUCUUUUCUUAUUUAAAAAUGAUGCAGCAAGAUAAUGCAAAACAUAGACUUAUCUCAUGUAAAGCAUUAGAAGUACUCGAGGUCAAGAAUAACAUAGGUGUUGAGCAGCUAUCUUUUCUGAUGAAUAAUGAUGAAGAUUCUGAUGUUCGCAAUGCAGCUUAUGCUGCUUUACUCAGCUUAGGAAAAGUGAAGUAAUUUAGUAAAGACUCGUGAUUUGUGACAUUACAUGCUUAAUAAAGAGUUAAUGUCUGAAGCUUAUUCAAUAAGAAACAUUCCCAAGCCUACAAGUGAUUAAAGUUUGAAAAACUAGCUUAUAGUAAAAAAUCAGUUUUUGCAGCAGAAGGGAGCUUACAUUUUUGUAUAUCAGUGAAAUCAUAUUUUUUUUCAUGCCAAAGAUACUAAUAUUUUAAAGUCAUUUUUGUAUUUUUAAUAAGUGUUUUAUGCUUUUGUUGCAGCUACUUAAUAUUGAAUUUAGGUUUGCUGUUAUUUGUGUUUUGUCAUUCAUUUUGUAAACUUAUUUACUUAUUGCAAUUCAUUUGAGAGAAAUUUGAAAUAUAGUCAUGCUUGCAAAAAUUUAAUUUGAUCCUCUAGUCAUGUUUAGGACACUCAGAGAAUUUUUUCCUACACUGUCACUAAAUUUUAAUGUUUGCAUUGUAUUCAGACGUAUGUUUGUGUUUUAGUAUUAAAUAUUUUAUUUAGCAUUUGGUAGCUUUUGUACUUCUAUGUUAAUAUUAUUUUAACAAAAUGAGAUUUGAAAUAUAUUUUUUCAAAUAGGUUUCUAAUUAUGAAAUAAUUAAUUAGAUCUGCAAAUAAAGGGCAAUUUAAUAAUACACUUUGCAACUGUGAUACAUGGCCAUUUUUUUAAAGAAAAUUUGCAAGAAAUAUUAAAUUUUUUGGAAUUUGUAAUAUAGUUAUAUAUUUACAUAUAAAUUUUACAGCAGUCUUUUGAGUUGAAAUUGUUUAUUUGCAUAUUGUUGGUACUAGCUUUGUAGGUUGUAGUAAUGUUUUGUUUUUGCAUAGUUUUAUUUAUUCUUUAAAUUUCUUUUUUACUUCAUUUUAUCUUCAAUAUUUUUUUU
This is a messenger RNA of Parasteatoda tepidariorum (common house spider), 3799 nucleotides long. RefSeq names its product rho family-interacting cell polarization regulator 2. The record is from RefSeq and is a predicted model, not a curated record. Lineage: Eukaryota; Metazoa; Arthropoda; Arachnida; Araneae; Theridiidae.